CUGCCAUCUGUUGCACGACUCUGCCUCAUCGUGCUAGCAGUCGAUGGGCUCGCGCAGCCGCUCGCGCAAGCAGCCAUGGACGGACCCACGAUGAUGAUGCACUUCAGAGAGAUGCUGCGCUCCGGGAUCAAGGAGCCGAUGGCGAAUGAUUUCGCGGACGUGAAGACGUCCAUCGAUAAUGUGCACAGGGACGUCGAAAGGCACGAGGGGCGCCUCAACAACAUGGAGCAGGAGAUCAAGGACUUACGAGAGGGACGAUGGGCGGCUCCCUCAUCCACGGCGGCUUCCUCGGUCGGGCAUCCGCUGCCCUUCUCGGGGGUCGAGAGCACGGCGGCGCAGCCGUCCGUGUCGGGGCCGAAGAGGGCGCACGACAAGAUUUGCGUGAUUAUUGGUGGUUGGGAUCGGGGCGCACCCCGCGACACCAUCCUGAACGAAGCUCGUGCGUUUACCGACGCCAUUCCCGACAAAGCAGAGGAUGGGGUGUUCGCCCCGCUCAAACGCGCCAGUUUCCUGAAGGUCCGUUUUACGAGUUCGGGGCGCAUGUGGGCUUGGGUACGCUCGAUGAAAGGGAAGCAGAUAAUUAUGCCGCAGCCACAUCACCUGGGUCGUCGCUUUUGGUUCUCUGUGGAGAAGUCAUCGGAGGAAAUUCGGUUGUCAAUGAUAAUUUCACGUGCGAAGAAGGAGCUGACCGACAACCUAGGCGCGCAGGCAGCGGACCUCGAGCUAGACUACAUUCGAGGCAUCAUCUGGUGGAAGCAGCACAGGCUCGGCGAGAUGGCGAGGACCACGGGCCUCAUGAGCUUCAAGGAGCACGUCGCGGCCGAUAUCAGCGCCCACACGGGCGUGCACUUCAGCCUGGUCGAGCCCCAGGAGUCCGAGGAGCAGAUGUGCUUCAAGCUCAUCAGCUGGAACGCUCAGGGCGUUGCGAAGCACAGCGCCGAGUACGUCGCGGCGACGCCGCGCGAGCAGCACGACUACGACGUGGGCGACCUCUACCUGGUCACACCGCGGGCCGAGGGGCAAAAGCAGAUGGGGCUGCUGGUCCGCUCUCGGGCUCGGCGCUCCCUCACUCAGUGCGCGGAUUCCAUGGAGGCGCUCUCCGACCUGAUCAUGAUGGCACCGCCUGGGGCGCACCCGAUCGCGGGCGCGGGCGCGCAGACGGCCUCGCCCCCGCCGCAGGCGGACGAGGAGCGCUGGAUUGGGGACUUCCCAGUCGGCCAGCGCACACGCCGCGCCGAAAUUCCGACGAGACUUCUCAUGCAGCACGACCUGGCGGCGACGAAAACGUUCACCGCGGCGGCCAGCGGACCCACCUGCCACUACGAUUUCAAGCACCCGCCAGCCCAGAUCGACUAUGUCCUGACACCUGCUCGCGACAUCUGGAAGGUCAGCGCCACGCUCGAGGAGAUCACCGACAGCGCGCAAUCCGACCACUCGGCCAUCAAGCUGGAGUUCACCCUCGGCACCAUGAGGCGCUACAUCUGGAAUGGAGGUCGCGCGCCUAUGAAGGGCUGGACCUGCCUCGACAACCGCUCCCACCGCUGGAGCCACAGCGCCUGCUGCGCCGACCGCAACCCAGCGCCGAUCACUUCCAUGGCGGACGCUGCAUACCUGGCCGCCGCUGCCCGUGGCAGGGGCCCGCCUGCGAGGAAGGUCCCCAAGCUCCCCGAGGGCCGCGAGCUCACGCAGACGCUGCGAGUGUUAGGGGUGCGUCGGCGGAUCACCCGCGACCGCGUGCAGCGCGCGAUCUACAGCAAGGAUAUCAUCCGGAUUCGCAGGAUGGUCUGGACCGCGAACAGGGCCCUGCAGCACUGCCUACACGAGGACGACCCGCUGAGGAUCAAGGAGCUCCUGGAACUCGAGCACGGCAACACCUUCAGGGCCAGCGACGGGGAGGAGCCCGUCGGGGCCUCUACCUACCCCACCCACUGCACGACGGAGGAUGCACUCGAUACCCCGCCCUUCUCGCCCGAGAUGCUCCGCGAGGCUCCGUGCGACAUGAAGGCCACGAAGGCUCCCGGCGUGGACGGGGUGGUCGCCGAGGUCCUGCAGGACCUCGACUCGGGCUUCCUCGCCUCGCUCGCGGCCGUCUUCGAGAACCCACGCGGCUGGCACGCGCCCCCCUCGGGUCUGACCUGGGGCACGACGGCGCUGGACCACGAGUUCGGCGACUACCAGAUGAGGGUCGAGGAUGGCGCCCUGACGCGCACGCCUCGUGAAGAGGGUCGUCCUUGCCUCGGCUCAGUUUGCACCGUCGAUGGAAGGUCUUGGAAGGACACGCAGCACAGGGUAGCUCGCGCCUGGAGAGCCUUUUACGCUCUCAAGAUGUUUCUACCUGGACCCGCCGGCCUCUGGCAGCAGGCCACGAAACUGUUCGAGCGAGCCAUCAAACCUGUCGUGCUCUACGGGUCGGAAUCGCGGUGCCCCGCGGUCAAG
Prorocentrum cordatum is the source of this 2436-nucleotide messenger RNA. The record is from the annotation of a GenBank genome assembly. Lineage: Eukaryota; Dinophyceae; Prorocentrales; Prorocentraceae.